Erythranthe guttata (spotted monkey flower) is the source of this 1375-nucleotide messenger RNA. RefSeq names its product phosphoglycerate mutase-like protein 1. Gene Ontology annotation, molecular function: phosphatase activity. Gene Ontology annotation, cellular component: cytoplasm. NCBI's taxonomy places the organism in Eukaryota, Viridiplantae, Streptophyta, Magnoliopsida, Lamiales, Phrymaceae. The record is from RefSeq and is a predicted model, not a curated record.
UAAUACUUAUUGCCAAAAAGGGAAGAGAGAGAAAGAGAGAAGAAUACGUCAUACCUUUGGCUUCAUAGUCAGAGAGCAGCAUACCAUACACUGAUACAUAUUUAAAUGAGUCCAACCAAUUAUAAUAGUUUUUUAAUUUCCUAUCGUAAUUCUUCUACAACUGCAAUUCUUCUUUCGUUCAGUUUUCAGAUUCCCAAAACCAAAUUUUCUAUUAACAACACUAACACAAAGCAGCACCGUUCCUCUUCCUUUGCGUUUACCAUUCUUUCAGCAUCGUCUCUCUCCCUUGUUGCAGAUAUGGAUGCUGCACCAAGCGUAGGAUUGUACCCUCUGCACCGUUGCAAAACUAUUCACUUGGUAAGACAUGCUCAGGGAUUCCACAAUGUGGCUGGAGAGAAAGACCACAGUGCAUACAUGUCUCCUGAUCUUUUUGACGCACAGCUUACGCCUCUCGGUUGGGACCAGGUAGAUAAUCUGCGAAAGCAUGUUCAUUCGUCAGGUCUUUCGAGGGGUGUUGAACUUGUCGUUGUUUCCCCUUUGUUAAGGACAAUGCAAACAGCUGUUGGGGUGUUCGGUGGAGAAGGUUAUGUUGAUGGAAUUGAUGUACCUCCUCUAAUGGCUGAAAACACUGGUGACAGUAACCGUCCAGCUAUUUCAAGUUUAAAUUCUCCUCCAUUUGUUGCAAUGGAACUUUGUCGAGAACAUUUGGGAGUUCAUUGGUGUGAUAAGAGAAGGAGCGUAUCCGAGUACAAGCCACUUUUUCCUGCAAUUGAUUUUUCACUGAUAGAAAAUGAUGCUGACACUCUAUGGGAACUUGAAGUGAGAGAGGCAAAUGAACAUGUUGCUGAGAGGGGUCUCAAGUUUUUGAAUUGGUUGUGGACGAGGGAGGAGACGGAGAUAGCGGUUGUUACACACAGUGGGUUCUUAAUUCACACACUUGCUGCAUUUGGAAAUGAUUGCCAUCCAUCCGUCAAGGCUGAAAUAUGCAGACAAUUCAGCAAUUGUGAACUUCGAUCAGUGGUUAUUGUUGACAAAAGUAUGAUCGGUUCAAGUUCGUCAAAAACCGAUUAUCCGGGAAAAAUUCCUAGUGGGCCUGAUGCCCCAAGUGAUGAUGCUGAUGAGAAGAAGUAGAGUGAAGGAUUCUCUAUAUAAUUAAUUUAGAGCCAAGAGGAAUUUGAUUAUCAGAGUUUCCUACAAACUUGGUCUAUUUAUUUACUUAUAAUUAGGGUUCAUCCAUUAUUUAUUACUCUUUCUCUAUCAAGGAAGGUUAAUUAUGGUUCAUUGGGUGAGGCUAUGAACAGUAGUUUAAGAUAUUUAUUGUUACUUGGGACAACUUUUCAAGCAAAUAAUUUUAGCACAAAUAAACUCAAUUUUA